GCCCCGCUGAGGUGGCGGCGGGAAGAUGGAGGUGGCGGCGCUCGGCGGGUUGGUGUUGCCGGGUGCCCUCGCCCUCCUCCUCAUUCUCCUCCUCCUGCUGCUGGCGGCCGCCCGGCGCCGGUCCGCCCCGUCUGACGGCCCCAAGGCGAACGGUGCUGUCGCCGCCGCCGCCAGGCCGGAAGAGCACAGGAAGGCGAAGGUGCCGGCGCGGGCCCGGAGGGACAAGCCGCAGCAGCACAGCUUCGCCCACCGGCUGCUGGUCGCCGCCCUCAAGGGGCACAGCGGAUCAGUCUCCUGCCUGGACUUCAGCAGCAACGGCAAGUACCUGGCGUCGUGUGCCGAUGACCGCACGGUCCGGCUGUGGAGCACCCGAGACUUCACGGCGCGGGAGCACCGCUGUCUGCGUGUCAACGUGCGGCUGGACCAUGCAGAGCUUGUCUGCCUCAGCCCCGACUCACGGGCAUUCAUUGUUUGGCUGGCAAAUGGAGAGACUAUUCGUGUAUAUAAAAUGACUAAGAAGGAUGAUGACAGCUUCACCUUCACUGCAACUUCUGGGGACUUCCCAAAGAAGCACAAGGCUCCUGUCAUUAACAUAGGAAUUGCAGAGACAGGAAAGUUUAUCAUGACAGCUUCCAGUGACACUACUAUCCUGAUAUGGAGCCCGAAGGGUGAAGUCCUGGCCAGCAUUAACACUAACCAGAUGAACAAUGCCUACGCCGCGGUGUCACCCUGCGGGAGGUUUGUGGCAUCCUGUGGCUUUACCCCCGACGUGAAGGUGUGGGAGGUGUGUUUUGGCAAGAACGGAGACUUCCGGGAGGUGGCCAGGGCUUUUGAGUUGAAAGGCCACACGGCUAGUGUACACGGCUUCUCCUUCUCUAACGACUCGCGGAGGAUGACCACUAUCUCAAAGGAUGGGACAUGGAAGUUCUGGGACACAGACGUGGAAUAUAAGAAGCAACAGGAUCCCUACCUGCUCCUGACGGGGAAGUGUGAGGUGACGGGGCCAUGUCGCAUUGCCCUGUCCCCUGAUGCUCGCAUCGUCGCCAUCUCCAGCGGCGCAGACAUCCUGGUGUACAACACGAGGCGCGGCGAGGAGGAGGAGCGCUUCCUGGCCGUGCAUGGGCAGCCCAUCGCAGACUUGGCCUUUGACACCAACAGCCACUACCUGGUGUCCUGCGGGGACCGGGCCAUCCGCAUCUUCCACAACGCUGCUGGUCACCGGGCUGUGGUGGAGGAGAUGGAGGCCAUGCUGAAAAAAACCAGGAACAAAGCCACCCAGGAGCGGCUGGAGCAGCAGAUCUCCAGCGCCCGCAAAGCGCUGGCUGCCAUUUACGGCAAGAAGCGCUAGUCCUGCCCUGUGGGCGCAGGCACCCGCUUUUGGGGAUUGGUUGUUUUUUAAUAACACUGAACAACUUGUAAUAAAACCCGUGCCGGGUC
Messenger RNA from Calidris pugnax (ruff), 1437 nucleotides. RefSeq names its product transducin (beta)-like 2 (gene TBL2). The record is from RefSeq and is a predicted model, not a curated record. The transcript has 7 exons. NCBI's taxonomy places the organism in Eukaryota, Metazoa, Chordata, Aves, Charadriiformes, Scolopacidae. Gene Ontology annotation, biological process: endoplasmic reticulum unfolded protein response. Gene Ontology annotation, molecular function: protein binding. Bases 26 to 1348 code for a protein of 440 amino acids. Gene Ontology annotation, cellular component: endoplasmic reticulum.